This is a messenger RNA of Drosophila virilis, 621 nucleotides long. RefSeq lists its product as uncharacterized. The record is from RefSeq and is a predicted model, not a curated record. NCBI's taxonomy places the organism in Eukaryota, Metazoa, Arthropoda, Insecta, Diptera, Drosophilidae.
AUGUCGUCGACAAUCGGUGUAUUGCUGCUCCUGGGCCUGGCCGUGGUUGCGGCUGUAAAGCUGGAAAUACCCAAGAUCCAUCGCUUAAAGCAGCAGUCGGAGCUGCUGAGUGCACAGAACCCGAGUAAUGCUCCACUUUGCUUUGAACACUAUAGGCCAAGACUGGACAACAUUGCGCAACAAUACGAGGUCCGAUACACCCAUUGCAACACAGAGUACGCCGAGCAAACCGCCUUGGAGGAUUCCAAGUGGCAAGAGCCACGUCAGUCCCUUGUAUCCCGUGGCAAGUAUUCCUGUGAUCUGAUAGCCGACUGUUCCACAAUAGUGGGCUACGUUGAGGCGUUCGAGUGCUUCGCCCAGGUGGGCGCUGAUGAAUCGAAAUCGAUGUACGCAAUUUCGACAAGCGCAACCCAAACAAGUUUUGAAAUCAAGAACUUUUAUAGGCAAAUUGAAAGCACAAAGACCAUUUGCAUCAACAAUGCGGAGCAGGCAUAUGUCACGGACACGUCCGUAACCUACGAGGCAUUAAAUGAUUGCUUGAGUGGUAAGUCACCCUUAACGACCAAGGGCUAUGAUUCCACCGAAUCAACAACGGCGAUCUAUUGGGAUACAACACAAUAA